Molecule: messenger RNA, 1359 nt
Organism: Mercenaria mercenaria
Lineage: Eukaryota; Metazoa; Mollusca; Bivalvia; Venerida; Veneridae
Product: lipase ZK262.3-like
Exons: 1
Coding region: 1-1359 (452 amino acids)
Biological process (GO): lipid metabolic process
Source: RefSeq, a predicted model, not a curated record
AUGGAUAGAUAUAUUUUACUACUAACUUUAUUACUAGUAGUUCCUCUACGAUGUAGGGGGAGUCCUGAUUGUGAUACCUUUAUGGACUGUAAGACCUGCACGAGUCAUGAAUCAUGGAUUGGGGUAUGUCGCUGGUGCCCAUUAGAUCGCCAAUGUCAUGCGCAUGGGUCCCUUGAGAACACUUGUAAGGAGGAUCAAAAUAUCGAGGAUCCAUUACAGUGUCCAGUUGAUCAUAAAGCGUAUGGUGUUUACAACCCUCAACUGGCGUACUCAUCGACUCUUCUAUCGGCGAUAGCUUAUACUGAUACUCCGACAGAAUGCAUGGACACUAUUUUCCCAGAUGGUGGCUUUGAACUAUUAUACGCAAUUGGUCGCAGGUGCGAGGACUUUUCUUUGUUUGAAUAUGAGGAAUGUUACGCAUACACAGCUAUUUCGCAUAAAAUGAAGAUGAUAAUACUGGCCUACCGUGGCACUACUACUACUUCUGGAAACGACCAGCUCUACGAUGAAAUUCUGUCAGUUUUGACAACACCAAAAACACCCUUCAUUAUUGGCGGCGAAGUCCAAUAUUAUUUUAAACAAGCACAUGACAAACUGUUCCAAUGUGUUCGUAGCAGCAUAGAAGAAAUGGUCAGGCAAUAUCCGGAUUAUGAUGUUGUAAUAACUGGCCAUUCACUUGGUGGGGCACUAGCUUCACUCUCCGCGGCGUCACUUAUAUAUACAGGUGUUGUACGUGAAAAUAAAUUGUCUUUGUACACUUUCGGAAUGCCAAGAGUUGGAGACAAGGACUAUGCUUUUAAUCACGACAAGAUUGUUAACAAUAGUUGGCGUGUCGUUCACGGAAGAGACAUCGUUGCACAUAUUCCAACUUGUAACUUAUUGCUAGGAUGUAGAGUAACAGCAGAUGGUCCAUACCAUCAUCGCACAGAAAUUUUCUACAGAACAGAUCCAAUGACCGUAGGUUCCACUUACGAACAGUGUGAAGGGGACGAAGAUGACCAAUGUAGCGACGGCCUUGUAACAGACAACUGGUGCGUGACGGAUUUAGGUGAUUGCAUCGAUUAUCAUAAAGUGUACUUUGAAAUUCCAGUCGGUACUUACUGUGCUGAAAAAGUCCCUCGAAGAAAACGAAGUGCUACUGAACACUCUUUGAUGUGGGAUAAAUUUUCAAGUGAUCAAUGCCGGCGAAUCGAUAUAUCAAGAAUCGAUAUAUCAAAAGAAUUUACGGACGACAGCGCAUCUGACGUGGAAGAAAAGGCUGUUAGGCCUACUUCAGACUCUUCUCCAGACACGCGUAAAAUACAAGAAAGCUUGUUAAUUUUGAUAACCUUUAUGACCUUAAAAAUGGUUUUUAUGUGA